Molecule: messenger RNA, 1791 nt
Organism: Paramacrobiotus metropolitanus
Lineage: Eukaryota; Metazoa; Tardigrada; Eutardigrada; Parachela; Macrobiotidae
Product: hydroxymethylglutaryl-CoA synthase 1-like
Biological process (GO): acetyl-CoA metabolic process
Molecular function (GO): hydroxymethylglutaryl-CoA synthase activity
Source: RefSeq, a predicted model, not a curated record
AUGUGGCCGAACGUCGGCAUUGUCGGGAUGGAAGUCUACUUUCCUAAUACCUACGUGGAGCAGAGCGAGCUCGAAACUUUCGAUGAGAAGCAGGAAAACGACAAAGGCGAACGGAAAGUGAAUUUUGCCGGCAAGUACACGGAAGGAUUCGGCCAGAAGCGGAUGGGGUUCUGCACGGAUCGCGAAGAUGUGGUCUCCUUGUGCUUGACUGUCGUCUCGCGCCUAAUGAAAAAAUCGGGGAUUGCUUAUAGUCAGAUUGGCCGGUUAGAUGUGGGGACGGAAACCCUCAUUGACAAGUCCAAGAGUAUUAAAACCUGCUUGAUGAAAUUAUUCGAAGAGGAGGGGAAUUUCGAUGUGGAAGGAGUCGAUAAUGUGAAUGCAUGCUACGGUGGAACUGCCGCGUUGUUCAAUUGUUUAAAUUGGGUCGAGUCGUCAUCGUGGGACGGUCGAUAUGCCAUUGCUGUCGCCGGUGACAUUGCCGUUUACCGGAGCGGAAAUGCCCGGUGCACUGGCGGUGCGGGCGCCGUCGCGAUGCUGAUCGGACCUGAUGCGGGUUUAGUGUUUGAUCAAGGAGUUCGUGCCAGCCAUAUGCAACAUGUGUACGAUUUCUACAAACCAAACAUGUCCUCCGAAUAUCCCACUGUUAAUGGGGACGAUUCGCUUCAGCGUUACAUGGAGUCUCUGCAUAAGUGCUAUGGGAAAUUUUGUGAAAAAUUUGAAACCCGCGUACUUCGCACCAAGUUAACAGGCAAGAAAGCCAAUCUGCAGUGCUUGGAUCACGUGGUUUUCCAUAGUCCAUUCACUAAACUUGUACAAAAAGCGUUCUCACGUUUAAUGCUGCAUGAUGUUAUUCGUGAUCCAUCGAUUUCUGCUUGUGAAUCCUAUGGAGAGCUUGAAAAAUUUAGAAACAUUGACCUAUCCGCAACUUACGCCGGCGAAGGUUCUAAGAAUUUCAAAGAAAACAUCGAAAAACCGCUCCUGAAAGCCAGCCGAGAUAUGUUCAGUGAAAAGACAGAUGCUGCCCAACAACUUGCGCGAAAUGUCGGCAACAUGUACACAGCGUCUUUGUACGGAGGGAUUGCCUCACUUAUAGCCAGCUAUCCGAUUGAACGACUUGUCAAUAAGCGCAUUGGACUGUUUUCUUAUGGUUCCGGAGCCGCAUCUAGCUUUUUCUCAGCACGAUUUGUGCAAUCCAGAUCACUUGACAAAAUGGUUAAGAACUUUGCUUCGCUAUUUUCCGAUCUGGACAAGCGGAUAAAAAUAAGUCCGGAAAAAUAUCACGAGAUCUUGGACCACAAGGAACAACAUUAUAACUCAGCGCCUUACACCCCAGCCGAAGAUGUAAGCUUGCUGGGCAAUGAUAUAUUUUAUUUGCUGUCGGUUGAUGAAUCAUACCGCCGAAGGUACGCUGAGCCCGAACGAUCGAAAAGAUGAUAAGAGUAACGGAUAUAACGAAUAUUUUGAAAUUUGAAAAUUCAAAAACAUUCUCAGAGAUCCGUGUGCUGUGCGGGCGUAUUAAACCCGGUUGGAAUGCAAGGAAGUUGGUAUGUUCAGUUUGUUUCCGUCUCUUUGAUGCAUUUGUGCCAUUCGUUUCUCGUUUAUUUUAAGAUUAAUGCUUUUUGACUUUCUGCCAAACUGUUUGGCUUUGGUAAAGCACUGAAUGUGAUUUUGAUUUUGUGACAUUGUUUACGAAUUUUAAUAACCAUUUUAAAAUAACGAAAUUACUUGCUUGUCAGCAGGUAACGAAUGGCCGGCCAUGUCAAAAAGAAAACAAGAAUUAUAAGCAACUGA